AUGGUAGAAGAAGCUCCCGCUCCCGCCCCGGCUCCGGCCAAAGCCGCCAAAAAGAAGGCCACCAAGCCCAAGAAGAGCGGCCCCAGCGUCGGCGAGCUCAUCGUCAAAACCGUGUCCGCCUCCAAGGAGCGCAACGGCGUGUCCCUGCCCGCGCUCAAGAAGGCUCUGUCCGCCGCCGGAUACGAUGCGGAAAAGAACAAGGCCCGGGUCAGGCUCGCCGUCAAGAAGCUGGUGGAGAAGGGCACUCUGGUCCAGAAGAAGGGCUCCUACAAGAUGAGCAAGAAGACCGAGGAGAAGAAGGCCAAGAAGCCCGCCAAGAAAGCCGCUCCUAAAGCCAAGAAGCCCGUCGCCAAGAAACCAGCCACCGCCAAGAAACCCAAGGCGGCCAAGAAGAGCGCCACCCCCAAGAAGGCGGCCAAGAAGUCCCCGAAGAAGGCAGCCAAGCCCGCGGCUAAGAAAGCGGCCAAGAGCCCUAAGAAGCCGGCCAAGAGCCCCAAGAAGGCAGUGAAGAAGGCGCCCGCAGCCAAGAAAGCGGCCCCCAAGAAAGCCGCCAAGCCCAAAGCCAAGAAGGCAGCGGCCCCCAAGAAGAAGUAAAGUCACCGCUCACAAAC
Boleophthalmus pectinirostris (great blue-spotted mudskipper) is the source of this 611-nucleotide messenger RNA. RefSeq names its product histone H1-like. Gene Ontology annotation, biological process: nucleosome assembly. Gene Ontology annotation, molecular function: DNA binding; structural constituent of chromatin. Gene Ontology annotation, cellular component: nucleosome. NCBI's taxonomy places the organism in Eukaryota, Metazoa, Chordata, Actinopteri, Gobiiformes, Gobiidae. The record is from RefSeq and is a predicted model, not a curated record.